Molecule: messenger RNA, 2028 nt
Organism: Kazachstania africana CBS 2517
Lineage: Eukaryota; Fungi; Ascomycota; Saccharomycetes; Saccharomycetales; Saccharomycetaceae
Gene: PMT7
Product: putative dolichyl-phosphate-mannose--protein mannosyltransferase
Exons: 1
Coding region: 1-2028 (675 amino acids)
Biological process (GO): protein O-linked glycosylation via mannose
Cellular component (GO): membrane; endoplasmic reticulum
Molecular function (GO): dolichyl-phosphate-mannose-protein mannosyltransferase activity
Source: RefSeq, a predicted model, not a curated record
AUGGAAACACUACCUGGCCAGGAUUAUGGCAAUGACAAUGACACAAUACAGUAUGAAAUGGGUCCCCAUUCAAACUAUCUGCCAUACAAUAGAAUUGCGAAAGUUACGAUGAAAACUCGUCAUUGGAUAGUGGCAAUUUCGCUCAUAUCGAUUUAUUCUGCUUAUAUCCUAAAUAAAUACGACAUCGUUGAUCCUGUACUCAGGGACUUAGAGACUGAGUUCUUUAACUUGCUAGUGCUACAGAAAUCUGGGCAAUUCUUUCUCAGUUUUAGACCUUUCUUAGCACUUCAACUUUAUUCCAUUUUGCCAUUAAGUAUCGGUCUAUUGAGAUUAUUUUCUUUGUGUCUCAGUUCUUUGACUUUACUACUCGUCUUUUCCACGCUCAUAUUAUCUCGUGUCAAUAUGAUAUUGUCCUCAUUUGGUAUGCUUUCAAUCAUGAGUCUAUCAAUCUUUCAAAUUAAUUCCGUAUCGGUUAAUGAAAACGCUCUAUGUUGGUUUACGUUGGUUUCAGUCAUCCAUCUUUGGCAAAAUUACAGAUUGACCGGAAAAGGUAAGUUCAAAACUAUGUUACUGAUCUCUGUUCUGCUUGGAUCAAACAUGUCAAUCAAAUAUUCAGGUUUUAUGACUUUAUUGUGGGCCAUGGUUGUAUUCAAUUGGCACCUAUGGAAUAGAAUCAUCCCUGAUUUGGGUUGCUCAAACAAAAAUAUUGCCAAACUUUCAAUCACUCAUUCUUUAUUGCUAUUGAUAAUUCCAUUAUCAAUUUUCUUAUUGACUUCAUUUAUUCAAAUCACCCAUUGGAAAUUUGACAAUCCAGAAUAUUCAAAAUUCAUGUCUUCUUAUUUUCAAACAUAUUUAAGAAAUAAUAAGAGGCCCAUAACUCUAGAUUCACGAUUAUAUUAUGGUUCAGUAAUCGAACUUCGUCAUUUGAACUCGAUUGGAGGUUAUUUGGCAUCUGUGAACGCUACGUAUCCAAGCGGGUCUCAGGAACAGAUAGUCGGAAUCACCAGUCAAGAAGAUAGCGAAUGGAAUCAUUUCAUCCUAGAGCCAAUUGAAACGCACGUCCGUAACGAAGUCCAAGAGGGCAAAAUAGUUCCUGUAAAGCAGUCAAGACCUCUGAAGUUGAGACAUAAACUGACGGGCAAAUUAUUAAGGGCCUCUGAUGUAAGACCUCCUAUUUCCGAACAUGAUUAUGAUAAAGAAGUCUCAUGUACUGGUGAUAUCUCAUACAAUGGUAAGAAUGACGAAUUUUGGAAAUUCGAUGUCACUACCUUAGAUGAAAAGAGACCUGUUAGACCAUUGGAAGAUACCAUUCAAGUUAGAAAUAUUGGGCAACGUUGUACUUUGAUGUCUCAUGAUAUUAAGCUGCCUGAAGUUUGGAAUAUUGAUUUAUCGGAGGUCGAUAAUUAUUUACAAGAAGUUAUCUGUAUUGAAUCCGCAGUUCAUGCUAGAAGUCUGUUUCAAGUUAUUCUUGUACGAAAUGCACAUUCUGAGCCUUACGAAAAGUUUUUUUACCCUUCUGAGAAUGAAUCAUUCAAAUUUAGCAAAUUAUUUUAUGAAAUAGUCGUUAAACAAUUUAAAUCUGAUUCCUACAUUGGAAAGUCUGGCACUGAAGAAGUAGAUUAUAUUGAAGUGGGUAAUUGGCCGUUUAAAACUUUGGAUGACAAUAUCUACGUUAAACAUAUUUGGUUAAGUUCCAUCGUCUCAAUAAUGUUAGUGAUUUUUGGUAAUCUCAUCACAAUAGUUAGUUGGAAUCCGUUCAGUAAACUCUCGAAGGCUGAAACUACCAAAAUUUAUAAAAUUAUAUUUACAGAUGUCUCAAUAGAGUGUUUAGUAGGAUGGUUCUUACACUAUUACGUGUUUAUGAAAUGGUCGAAUUCCGAGGGGUUGGACGUCACUAACUAUUUCCCAAGUUUCUUAUUUGGAGAAUUACUCUUUAUCUAUUUACUAAACUAUUUCUACCAUUGGAAUAAGAUGUCUUUGAUCAUCGUACCAAUUUAUCUCUUAGUGAUGCUGUAUAUGAAUAAAUAA